Molecule: messenger RNA, 2271 nt
Organism: Pogona vitticeps (central bearded dragon)
Lineage: Eukaryota; Metazoa; Chordata; Lepidosauria; Squamata; Agamidae
Gene: MAPKAPK3
Product: MAPK activated protein kinase 3
Biological process (GO): protein phosphorylation
Molecular function (GO): protein kinase activity; ATP binding
Source: RefSeq, a predicted model, not a curated record
UUGUUCCGUGGGACUGGCACUGCCGGCCCGCCCUCCACAUUCCCGCGCACCUCCACCAUAAACAUCCCGCCACCCCCUUCCUUUUCCCUGCCCUCUCGUGCCCGUGUUUGUAGCCAGGUGUCCCUGAGCACGUGCUCCCUCCCCUCUUCUUCUUCCUCCUCCUCCUCCCCCCCUCCAUGCCCCUCCCUCCACCUUCUCCCCAGCGGCGGCUGGUGGCUAUGCCGAGCCCGGGUUGGGCCGGCCAGGGCGGGGAGUCACAUGAGCGGGCCGCCUGAGCCUGUCCUACGUGGUGAGCGAAGAGCCGUGGCAUUGGUAGUAAUAGUACAGUAUUAGUAGUAGUAGUAGUAGCAGCAGCAGCAGCGCUGGUAUUGACGGCGGCGGCAGCUGGGCCUGGGGGCGGGCGGCAAGCCAGCCUGUGGCCGCAGGUUCCCCGCCAUCCUCCUCGCCCCCCCUCCCUUCCUCGCCGCUGGCUGCCAGGAGAACAGCAACAGAGCGACCACCUGUGAGGAGCAUGCGCCCAACGCAGGAUAUCCAUCUGUGAAAUCCUGGGGCAAUGGAUCCAGUCUGCUUGAAAAGUUUGCUUUGAAAUACAUGAUGGAGGUAUCUUACUGAAGGGAUUGUGGAGCAGAACAAGCAACUGGUUUUAGUUAAACGUAUAACUCCAGCCUGCUAUGGAACAGAGUGAGGAUCAGCAAGAAGCCCUGGUAAAGACUCAGGAGGACAGCAAGAGCAGCUCAAGACAUUUGCCUGCAGGAGCUGUCCCGGUCAGGGGGGAGAUAAAGAAGCACGCAGUCACAGAUGACUACAAAACCUCUAAGCGGGUGCUUGGCCUUGGCAUUAAUGGCAAAGUAAUGGAGUGCUUUCACAAGGUGACUGGGCGGAAGUGUGCCCUAAAGCUGUUGCACGAUAGCCCAAAAGCACGACAGGAGGUGGAUCAUCAUUGGCGGGCUUCUGGCUGCCCCCACAUUGUCCAUGUUCUGGAUGUUUAUGAGAAUAUACAUCAUGGAAAAAGAUGCCUCCUAAUCAUAAUGGAGUGCAUGGAGGGAGGGGAGCUGUUCAGCAGGAUCCAGGAACGAGGAGACCAAGCAUUCACAGAAAAAGAGGCCUCUGAAAUAAUGAGAGACAUUGGAACAGCCAUCCAGCAUCUGCAUGGAAUGAACAUAGCCCACAGAGAUGUCAAGCCAGAAAACCUGCUCUAUACAUCUAAAGAAAAGGAUGCAGUGCUCAAACUGACAGACUUCGGAUUUGCCAAAGAGACAACAGUGCAGAACGCUCUGCAGACUCCCUGUUACACUCCCUAUUAUGUAGCUCCAGAAGUCCUUGGUCCUGAGAAGUAUGACAAAUCCUGCGAUAUGUGGUCUCUUGGGGUCAUCAUGUACAUUCUUCUGUGUGGGUUCCCUCCAUUCUACUCCAAUACUGGUCAAGCCAUUUCUCCAGGAAUGAAGAGGAGAAUCCGGAUGGGGCAAUAUGGAUUUCCAAAUCCUGAAUGGUCUGAAGUAUCUGAUGAAGCUAAGCAGUUAAUUCGCCUGUUGCUGAAGACAGAUCCAACAGAGAGGAUGACAAUUUCUCAGUUUAUGAAUCACCCCUGGAUUAAUCAAUCCAUGGUGGUGCCACCAACUCCUCUACACACAGCCAGAGUCCUGCAAGAGGAUAAAGAUCACUGGGAUGAAGUAAAGGAGGAGAUGACUAGUGCUUUGGCAACCAUGCGAGUGGACUACGACCAGGUGAAAAUUAAAGAUUUGAAAACCUCCAACAACCGUCUCCUCAACAAACGGCGCAAGAAACAGAAACAAGGAGGCACCUCUUCAGCUUCUGCUGGAUGUAACAACCAAUAAAGAGAGGACAGAAAGCUAAAAAUCAAAAGGAACAGCUAGCCCAGCGGGGUUUAGCUCCUCUUUACGACAAAGGAUGCAUCUUUUGAAACGAUGAGCCUGUGACGAGCAAACAAGGUUUACUGCAAUGAAAGUGCAAUGUACUGGAACUUCUUAUCUGGAGAUAGUUUAUUUUUUUUCCUAAGGGGAAUUUAUUUGUUUUUACCAUUCUUUUACAUUUUAGUAGAGGUUUGCUAAGGAAUUCCAGAAAACCAUAAUGCUCCAGUGAAGCUUUAGAUGAAAAGAUUGUUCUUCAGGCAGUUCAGGUUGAAUACUUAAUGGCCAAAACUCAGCCACCUCUAAGCAUUCUUAAAUCUCUUUGUUUUAUCCUUAAGCACAGGUUUAACUCUUUAACUGAAUUUAGCAGAAUGUCAAACUGCUUAAUAGUUUAUAGACUGAA